AUGAUCUCCACUACGCUAAGGUCUCCCUCACUACUUCUCAAAUCCUCCUCUAUCGCCCAGUUCUGCAAUUCUGCGGCCCGGAAAGAUUUUCAACGUUGUUUCGCUACCAAGUCCAACAGAGAUGUUCGUCCUGAUUUUGUUCCAUUAGUCGCCGAUGGCUUUGUUGAGGCAAUUGGAAACACUCCUUUGAUCAGGUUGAGCAACUUGUCCAAGGAGCUAGGCAGAAAUAUCUACGCGAAGGCAGAGUACAUGAAUCCUGGGGGUUCUGUUAAGGACAGAGCUGCCAAAUAUAUUGUUGAAGACGCUGAGAAAAAAGGGCUUAUCAAACCUGGAGGAACCGUCGUUGAAGGAACUGCAGGAAAUACUGGAAUUGGGUUGGCUCAUGUCUGUCGAUCAAGAGGUUACAAGUGUGUCAUAUACAUGCCUGAUACCCAGUCUCCUGCUAAGAUGGAUUUGCUAAGAUUGCUAGGUGCUGAAGUUAAUCCAGUUCCCGUAAAGCCCUUCUCGGACCCAAUGAAUUUUAACCACCAGGCUAAACGACAUGCUGAGUCCCUAACAAAUGCUGUAUGGACAGAUCAGUUCGACAACUUGGUCAACAGAGAAGCUCACAUCAAAUCAACCGGCCCCGAAAUUUGGGCUCAAUUGAAGGGUAAAGUCGAUGGUUUUACUUGUUCAACUGGAACUGGUGGCACGUUUGCUGGUGUUUCAAGAUACUUGAAGGAAAUCUCUCAAGGCAAAACAAAAAUCGUUGUUGCUGACCCCCCAGGUUCUUGUGUCUACGCCUAUGUCAAAUCGGGUGGUCAAUCGUUAGAUAAUUCUGGUUCUUCCUUUACUGAAGGUAUUGGGCAAGGAAGAAUCACCAAUAAUUUGGCCCAAGAUAUUGAAAUAAUUGAUGACGCUUUAAAAAUUCCCGAUUCAGAAUCAAUUGAAAUGUUAUAUAGGUUAUUGGAUAAUGAAGGUUUGUUUCUUGGUGGUACUUCCGGUCUAAAUGUCGUUGCUGCUUGCAAAUUAGCUUUAACAUUACCUGAAGGCUCUAACGUGGUUACCAUUUUAUGUGAUUCUGCUCAUAAAUAUUCUGAUAGAUUAUUCUCAAAAAAAUGGUUGCAAUCAAAAGAUUUGUUAAAUCAUAUCCCAAAAAGUUUAUCAAAGUAUAUCACUCUUGAAUAA
Messenger RNA from Ascoidea rubescens DSM 1968, 1167 nucleotides. RefSeq names its product cysteine synthase A. Gene Ontology annotation, molecular function: cysteine synthase activity. The coding region runs from base 1 to 1167 and encodes 388 amino acids. The transcript has a single exon. Gene Ontology annotation, cellular component: cytoplasm. Lineage: Eukaryota; Fungi; Ascomycota; Saccharomycetes; Ascoideales; Ascoideaceae. The record is from RefSeq and is a predicted model, not a curated record.